Rhincodon typus (whale shark) is the source of this 921-nucleotide messenger RNA. Its product is annotated as V-type proton ATPase subunit G 2. Gene Ontology annotation, molecular function: proton-transporting ATPase activity, rotational mechanism. Gene Ontology annotation, cellular component: vacuolar proton-transporting V-type ATPase complex. NCBI's taxonomy places the organism in Eukaryota, Metazoa, Chordata, Chondrichthyes, Orectolobiformes, Rhincodontidae. Gene Ontology annotation, biological process: proton transmembrane transport. The transcript has 3 exons. The coding region runs from base 128 to 484 and encodes 118 amino acids. The record is from RefSeq and is a predicted model, not a curated record.
CAGUCUGCCAAUGCAAUCUGUGGCAGUCACAAUGAUUUGAACAAGCACUAGGACCCUGAGGAAUCUUUCCUUCAACCUCAUCUGGUACCUGAUCUAGGAGAAGAAGCGGUCACACAGAGAAAAUAAAAUGGCCAGCCAGUCACAAGGAAUACAACAGCUUCUCCAUGCUGAGAAACGAGCUGCAGAGAAGGUUGCUGAGGCCAGGAAACGCAAAGCUCGAAGGCUGAGGCAAGCGAAGGAAGAAGCACAGGGUGAGAUUGAACAGUAUCGUCUGGAGAGGGAGAAGGACUUCAGACAUAAGCAAGAAGCAGUCAUGGGGUCCCAAGGUAACUUGGCAGUAGAGGUCGAGCAACAGACACGUCAGAAGAUCCAGGCAAUGCAGGCCAACCACCACCGCAACAAGGAGAAAGUCCUGCGCCAACUGCUAAUGCUGGUGUGUGACAUCAAGCCUGAAAUUCAUCACAAUUAUCGCAUUAAGAUGUAGGCAAGCAUAAAACAUGAUGAGCAACUAUUGCACCACUACUGGUGCCUCAACAAUGAUGGCUAGCCACUUGUCAAAAAAUUAAAACUCGUAUUCGGUUAAGUGAUUGGCUAAAGCAUCACUUCUCCCGCUUGUACCGUAUUGCUCGCAAGUUGCAAAUUAUUGUGUCUCACCCAGUUGUUCAUUGUAAUAAUCAAGAAUACGUGAAGUCAUGUAAACUGUGCUGCGUAUAGAGAACCAGCACUGAUCGAAAAAUAUUUGUCACUGCUAUUAGAUUCCAAUUCUGGAAACUGGGAGUUCAUUCCUUCCCUUUCAAUGCUGUCAAGAGUCGUUGGAAUUAUGCAAGAUUGUUGGUAAAUUGGUGAACUUUCCUCAUGUCCUGCACGGAAGUUGCUGACAGGGAUUCUCCAGCAUUAAAUCAUUGCUAUGUUGUUUUUAAA